Messenger RNA from Clonostachys byssicola, 780 nucleotides. The record is from the annotation of a GenBank genome assembly. NCBI's taxonomy places the organism in Eukaryota, Fungi, Ascomycota, Sordariomycetes, Hypocreales, Bionectriaceae.
AUGUCUACCACAUCACAGCUGAGGAGGGCUGCGCGCGUCAUCCUGAUCGGUGCGCCGGGCGUGGGGAAGGGCACCCAGAGCGAGCGUCUCCUCGCCCGCUUCCCCCAGCUCCAGUCAAUCAGCACCGGCGACCUUCUCCGGACCAAUGUCAAGCGGCGGACAGCGCUGGGUAUCCAAGCAGAGGGGAUCAUGAAGAGCGGCGGCCUCGUCGCCGACGACAUCAUGAUGCGCCUCAUUUCCAACGAACUCCACACGCGGGGAUGGCUGCUCGGCCAGCGCUCGCCCGUCACCGUCAACUUUCAGGCUGCCGACGUCGAGGCGCCCGGCGACCCCCCUCCCAGUUUCGAGCCCCUCCUGGCCUCCGAGGACCCCUCCGCGUCGUUCAUCCUCGACGGCUACCCCCGCAACGCAACCCAGGCCCACGGCCUCGAGUCCAUUGUGCCCAUCAACCUGGCCAUCUCCAUCGUGACUCCCAUUUCCGUCAUCCUCGAGCGGAUCGCAGGCCGCUGGGUCCACGAGCCUUCCGGCCGAGUGUACAACACCACCUUUAACACCCCCCGUGUCCCCGGCCACGACGACAUCACCGGAGAGCCUCUCGUCCAGCGCCCCGACGACAACAUCGACGUUUAUCGCAACCGUCUGGACAAGUUCAGGCAGACGAGCGAGCCUCUCCUGGAGCACUACGCCCGAAAGGGUGUCCUGCUGGAGGUCGAGGGUAUGAGCAGCGACGAGAUCAGCCCCAAGUUGUAUAAGGAGUUCGAGAACCGUUUUGCCCGAUGA